UAUACGGGCUUUUAUUUUGAAAAAGGCGGCCAUUUUGUUUGUGCGCGUAUAUGUGUGUGUUAUUUCCGGUUUGUCCAGAGCGUGCAGGCACACGUGUGUAGAGCAUUAAGAGUGUGGAAUGGCGCAGACAGGAGGUGUAGUGAAGCCGAAGACGAAGCGUUCCAAGCGCUUCCUGCAGAACCGAGAACCCAAGCUGACGGAGAACUGGAAGAACACCAUGAUCAUGAAGGGAGGGAACACGAGUGAAACCGUCACACACGCCCUCAAAGACAUAUACGCGUUAAAGAAACCCAACGCUGUUUUAUACAAGAAGAAGAACAUCAUGAGGCCGUUUGAAGACUCCACAUCAAUGGAAUUUUUUUCGAAGAAGUCGGACUGCUCGCUGUUCCUCUUCGGUUCCCACAACAAGAAACGUCCCAACAACCUGGUGUUCGGUCGCAUGUUUGAUUUCCACGUGUUGGACAUGUUUGAGCUCGGCAUUGAGAAGUUCACGUCACUCAUAGACAUUAAGAAUGCUAAGUGUGCAGAAGGUACGAAGCCCAUGUUGGUGUUUGCAGGUGAACAGUUUGAGACCGAUAAAGAAUACACACGCCUCAGGAGCGUCCUGACAGAUUUUUUCCGAGGCCCGUGUGUACCUGCUGUGCGACUCGCUGGUCUCGAUCAUGUUCUUCAUUUCACUGCUCUGGACGGGAAGAUCUACCUGCGCAGCUACAGGGUGCUCCUGAAGAAGUCAGGGUGUCGGACACCGAGGAUAGAGCUGGAGGAAAUGGGGCCGUCAUUAGACCUGGUUGUAAGAAGGACACACCUGGCCUCAGAUGACCUGUACAGGACUGCUCUCAGACAACCCAAAGGGGUCAAGCCCAAGAAGAAGAAGAACAUCUCCCAUGAUACCUUCGGCACCAAAUAUGGCCGCCUGCACAUGCAGAAACAAGACCUCAGCAAACUGCAGACGAGGAAGAUGAAGGGACUGAGGAAGAGGAGGGGAGAAGUUGCCAUGGAAACCGGGAAGACCAGAUCACCCAAGAGAUCUAAAACUCAGGAAUAAAGAUUUGUGUUAUACAGGACAUGAACUUUUUAUUUUCUAACGUAAUAAACCUCGUCUCACAUCACCUCUGGAGCACAUCUGGAGGAGACGUGUGCUGUAUUUGAGUGAAGGUUCUGGUUCCGAAUUGUGUUUUUUUGCUUUUGUUUCUUGCAUCAAUAAUAAACUCCUGAAAUGUUUCUCAUCUA
Silurus meridionalis is the source of this 1230-nucleotide messenger RNA. It is a transcript of the gene rpf2, whose product is annotated as ribosome production factor 2 homolog. Bases 119 to 1045 code for a protein of 308 amino acids. The transcript has 10 exons. Gene Ontology annotation, biological process: maturation of LSU-rRNA from tricistronic rRNA transcript (SSU-rRNA, 5.8S rRNA, LSU-rRNA); ribosomal large subunit assembly. Gene Ontology annotation, cellular component: nucleolus. The record is from RefSeq and is a predicted model, not a curated record. Lineage: Eukaryota; Metazoa; Chordata; Actinopteri; Siluriformes; Siluridae. Gene Ontology annotation, molecular function: rRNA binding.